UUCAUGAAUCGUUUAAUCCCAUCUGUUCAUUACCAAGAUUAACGGGUAAAUGUCGUGCCAAUUUACAACGUUGGGGUUGGAAUCCACAAACAGGCACUUGUCAAUCAUUCAUCUAUGGUGGAUGUGAUGCAAAUGAGAAUAAUUUUUCAACUAAAAAAGAAUGUGAAAAGGUGUGUCAAA
This is a messenger RNA of Heterobilharzia americana, 180 nucleotides long. NCBI's taxonomy places the organism in Eukaryota, Metazoa, Platyhelminthes, Trematoda, Strigeidida, Schistosomatidae. The record is from the annotation of a GenBank genome assembly.